This is a messenger RNA of Lentinula edodes (shiitake mushroom), 920 nucleotides long. RefSeq lists its product as uncharacterized. Bases 184 to 858 code for a protein of 224 amino acids. The transcript is spliced from 3 exons. The record is from RefSeq and is a predicted model, not a curated record. Lineage: Eukaryota; Fungi; Basidiomycota; Agaricomycetes; Agaricales; Omphalotaceae.
CCUCACUACGCACUCCUUGCCUGCUCAACAAAAUGUAAAUAGAGAGAAAGUUGUGCAUCACCCUCCUGAUGAACGAGUCUAUUACUAUCUGCUAAAAUUUGAGCUUGUGCUUGAGAUAUUGAGUGAUCUUUAUAACACAGUCAACUUAUUGUUCCCAGGCAUGCACAUUGAUGGAAACAUGUGAUGUCAUCUCAUAUGAAGAUUGCUCAAUAUCUCAAGAAUGAGCUUAAAUUUCAAAAAAUGGUAAUAAACCCAUUCAUUGAGAAAGACACACCUAUUUUCGAAAUUUUGUUGAAGUCAAAAGAAGCACGUGAUAAAAACCCAAGUUCCAGUCUCUCUGCCGAAAAAGUGAUUCCGCAUAUCGCUUCUCAGCAGCAGACUGCUCGACUUGGUGCACCCGCCGCCCCAUCAUCAUCAACUACUUCAAAGUCACCUUCAAAACUCUCGCUGAAACCCUCUGCUAUCAAACCCUCCCCGAAGUCUAAACCCAAAGGGUUUCCGAUAAAAAACGCUACUUCUACCGCUCCUUCUUCUAUCGGUGCUUCGUCUACCGCGGCUUCGAGCACAUCAACUAAUCCCGUUAUUGACGGAUCCGGUCCCAACCUGACAUCGGGACUCCCAAUCCCAUCGAGCUUACCACCUGAAGCCGCGCUACAGAUGCAGAAGCUCAUGGAACAGGGUGGUAGAGGACAUCCGAGGGAUAUGGCGAUGGGUAGUAUGGGACAAGUGAGUCCGAACGUGACGGCAGCGGCUGUUGCGCCUCAGCCGUCGCCGCAAGGGAUGCAGGGAAUGAUGCCAAGACAAGGAAAAUCUGGACCGCAACCACAAAUGGGUGGAGUCGUUGGCCCUGGGGGGUAGGAGGAAAAAAAUUGAGUAUGGAUAUGAUACAGUCAUUCAUGCAUCGUAAUGAUCAGGAAGGG